Molecule: messenger RNA, 1501 nt
Organism: Phyllostomus hastatus (greater spear-nosed bat)
Lineage: Eukaryota; Metazoa; Chordata; Mammalia; Chiroptera; Phyllostomidae
Gene: CUNH12orf73
Product: chromosome unknown C12orf73 homolog
Exons: 4
Coding region: 170-373 (67 amino acids)
Biological process (GO): mitochondrial respiratory chain complex III assembly
Cellular component (GO): mitochondrion
Source: RefSeq, a predicted model, not a curated record
CUUUUGGGAAGGGUGGAGGACACAAAGGUGGGAGGGUGAGCGCUCCGCUGACUUUCCUGAUGGCUAUUGCUGAAGGGUGUCUCACAGCCCUAAUAAGAACCGAAAGGACUGGUUCAGUCACAACAUUGGUUGGUGAUAACCUGAGACCAGUACAAAACACUUGCUGACCAUGCCCGCGGGAGUGCCCUGGACCAGCUACGUGAAGAUGAUGGCAGCCAGCCUCCUGGCCAUGUUCGCAGGGGCUGAAGUGGUGCACAGGUACUACCGGCCAGACCUGACAAUACCUGAAAUUCCCCCAAAGCCUGGAGAACUCAAAACGGAGCUUUUGGGACUGAAAGAGAGAGAACAAAAACCUCAAACUUCUCAACAGUAGAAACCUCAAAAUACAACUAUGCCAAGAACUCUGUGAAUAAUAAGUCUUCAGUGUAUAUUUUUGAAGUUUAUGGAGUCAGACUGCUUGUCCUCACACACCCAAUACAACUCGAACUGCGGGAGGAGGGGUGCACUCGAUAGUAACUGAUGCGUUGAGAUUUAUUGAUGAUUUCACUAGUGUCUCUUGAAAACUGCCAAAGCGUGUAUCAUCAGCUUCUUAAUGUGGUUUGAUAGAUAUUUAGUUGUGACUGUCGUGUGAGCUAGAGUAUUUGCAAUGAUUCCUGCUCUUACAAUUCUUUUUUUUUUUUGACAUGUGCACUCCCAUGUUUAUUGCAGUGUUAUCCACGGGACGAAAACAACCCCAUUAGCAGAUGAAUGGGUGAGAAAGAUGUAAAACAUGUAUACAAUGAGUGUUUCCAGCCACGAGAAAGGGGGAUAUCCUGCCAUUGACCGCAGCAUGGAUAGGCUUUGAGCACAGCAUACUAAGUGAGAUGAAUCAAACAAAAAGAAAAGUAUUGUUGUGAUAUCACUUAUAUAUGGAACCUAAAAACAUCAAACCUGUGAAAUUCAAAGCAGCAGAGAGUAAAAUGGUGGUUAGCAGGGCAUGGGGAGGGGGUAUAAGAGUGAUGGUGUUUAAGGGUGCGGCUUAUAACAAGUAGUAAAAGAGCCGUAGAACUAUAAUGCACAGUGUGAUGACGCUAGCCCAGCAGUGUUCAACCCUGUGCCGCAGGACUUUUUAGAACAUGUGAUACCUGACUGUUUAGUCAGGGGCACUGACCUCUUUUCCCUUAGAUUGUCAAGUAAAAAAAAAUGACAACAACCCACAUAACAGUAACUGUCUGGUAUGAAUGAAUCAAAACUAUACUUAUCUUUCUUUUGUCAGAUCGGCAAAAAAUAUAUUUUUUUGGUGUGCUGCAGAAUUUUAAUACAUAGUUUAUAUGUGCCAUGAGAUGAAAAAGGUUGAAAAUUACUGAUCUAGACAGUGAUAUUAUAUUUUAACUAGGUAAUAUGAUAAAUAUUGUUACAACAGCAACCAUCUACAGUAUAUAAGUGUAUCAAAGUAACACAUUGAACACCUGAAGCUUACAUAAUAUAACAUGUCAAAUUUAAUAAAAAAAAAUUCAGACUA